Molecule: messenger RNA, 210 nt
Organism: Lottia gigantea (owl limpet)
Lineage: Eukaryota; Metazoa; Mollusca; Gastropoda; Lottiidae
Exons: 1
Coding region: 1-210 (69 amino acids)
Source: RefSeq, a predicted model, not a curated record
AUGGCCGCGAUGUCAGACGAAGAACAAAAUCUCAAAGAAUGCGAAUCUUAUGUUCAGAGCCAUAAUAUACAACAAAUAUUGAAAGACUGCAUCGUUCAGUUAUGCGUAAAUAAACCCGAGAAUCCUGUUGUUUUCUUAAAAGAGCAUUUUGAACGGAUUGAAAAGGUAUGUAUCAGAUAUAAAAAAAAAAUAUUUAUGGCCUUAUUUUGA